UCUAACGAGAAGCCCAACAGUACAAAUCAAAGUGGACCCACUCAGAGGGCAUCAGCUUUAGCCGCACUAUCUUCUGCUUUUAAUCCAUCUUCCAAAUCUGCAGCUACCGGUCCCAAACCAAUCCGUUCCAGUAAGGGUGGUUCACAAAGAGCAGCUGCAGUUGCUGCUUUGUCAUCUGUUCUAACAGCUGAACAGAAGAAGGCACAAUCUGAAGGUUCAACGCAUCGACAUAGCAGAACCUCCUCCCCUGAUUCAACUGCAUUUGAAUCAUUUAAGAUAGAGACAGCAACUUCUGAGACGGAGGAUCCUGUUGAAGUUGCCGCAGUAAAGGUAGAAAAUGAAGUGGAUGGAUUUGAAUCAGAAAGCAAUGGCACAGUUGCAGAGGUUAACCAGGACUCAUUUGCAGAAGAUAAAAAUGGCGAAAAAACCUUCAGUUAUGAACGUCUGAAAGCCAAAUCCAGCAACCCAGUCACUGGUAUCGACUACAAAAGGAGAGAGGCUUAUUUGUCUGACGUGGAAUUCCAGACUGUUCUUGGAAUGACAAAAGAUGCAUUUUAUCUGCAGCCAAAAUGGAAGCAGGACAUGCAGAAAAGGAAGGUUGAUCUCUUCUAAUCUCAAAUAUCUCAGCAGCGAAAUUCAGUUGCUCGUGCUAUUAUUAUUAUUUUUUAUUGUUUUCCUCCACUUUCUGCUUAUUUGAGAGGUUGAGAUAUAUGCUGUAUUGGUCACUGUCAGUAUUGCUUGCUUGUUGAUGAUUACUACUGCUGGUUUGCUGGGGUGAUUUUUGCAGCGCUACAGUCAUUCUUUUAUUUGUAAAGGAGCAUUGUUUGUCUUGGGUGCUCAGGGUUUUGGGUUUUGUCCUGUUUGUUCUUCUCGUCAGAAGGGUCCAUAUGCAUAUAUUUUGGGUUGCAUGCGCAUGGAGCUGUCUGUUAAGUCGGCAUAUAAAUGUUGUGUGCUGCAUUAAAAACUACAAUGUAGUGCUUUUUAAAUUAUUUCCAGUCAUCUGCGUUCAGCAGUCAUAUUCA
Molecule: messenger RNA, 1022 nt
Organism: Phalaenopsis equestris
Lineage: Eukaryota; Viridiplantae; Streptophyta; Magnoliopsida; Asparagales; Orchidaceae
Product: villin-2-like
Exons: 3
Biological process (GO): cytoskeleton organization
Molecular function (GO): actin binding
Source: RefSeq, a predicted model, not a curated record